AUGGCCGACAAUGAAGCCUAUAUUGGGCAACGCCGCAGCUACGGGGGUGCACUAUGUACUGUACGAUAUCUUGGGCCUCUCCCCAAUACGAAAGGCGAAUGGCUGGGGAUCGAAUGGGAUGAUCCGAGCCGUGGGAAACACAACGGACAACACGAAGGUCAACAGAUUUUCCAAUGUCUGUCAUCGUCCGCGACAGCUGCCUCUUUUUUGAGGCCUUCCCGCAGUCCAGACCCGGAGCGAACGCUCCUUGAGGCGAUCAAAUUCAAAUAUGCGCCUGUCAACAAUCUAGGGCCAAAUGCCUCCGUCGCCCACCCAGCGGACGAAAUGAUCGAGAUAUCCGGAAAGGUCGUGGAAGAAGUCGGAUUCGAACGGAUUCAGAAGCAAUUAUCGGUCCUAGCCGACCUCAAGAUUGUCCUUGUCGACGAGUUAGUGGUUUCCGGUAUCGCUCGGCGUGGCGCUUCCACUCAGCAAGUGCACGAUGCACAGCUCGAACUCGAACGCACGUGCCCGAACAUUGUUGAACUAGACCUGGGUUGGAAUAUCAUCGAAACCUGGCAAGACGUUGUGAACAUGUGUGCUCCAUUUCGGAAAUUGAAGAUCAUGAAAGCGGGCGGACUGCGCUUGAGGGUCUUCGAAGCCGACUCUUUGCAGGAGCCUCAUCCUUUUCAGAAAGUCGAGGAGUUGUAUCUCAACGAGUGUCUUCUCACCCCCAGACAGGUUCUCGACAUCCUCUUUCCCAAAGGACAAUGUGGCUUUCCUUCGCUCAAGACUCUAUCCCUGUCCCUGAACGAGCUGGAUUGCUUUGCGAUAAACAGCGCAACGGAAGCGGCACAAUGUCCUGCUUUGACUACGUUAAUUCUCGACAAUAACCGAUUUGCGGACCUGUCCUCUUUACCCACCCUCUUGGCUUUGUUCCCCAACCUCAAGGCACUGUCGUUCCAGGGAAACAUCAUAUCUAACCUUGGUCUUGACGUUCCUGGCUCCUCCGGUUCAUCCAGCUUCUUGGCCCUCGAGACCCUGAAUCUGGCCAACAACAAGAUCCGCGACUACGCAUUCGUCAACCGUCUUCCAGGCCUAUUCCCCAACCUCACCUCGCUGCGCAUAUCGCGGAAUCCACUAUACGAACCGUCCAACUCUUCAGACGAGUCGCAUCAACGACAGGCUCAAAGCACGAUUUCGGACUCUACACCAUACUACUUGACCCUGGCGCGGAUCCCCAACCUAAAAUCCCUAAACUAUACGACAAUCACGCCACGAGACAGGGAAGAAGGCGAGAUCUACUACCUUUCGGUCGCGGAAAAGGAACUACGACCCCUCCUGCAAGGUCCAAACGUGGUCAAGCAGCCUCCAGACCGCCAAGUGCCUGAAACGCCAUCAUCAUCAUCAAGUCUUUCACCUCAAGAGACGAUCGAACUAGCCCGCAGAACCCACCCACUCUACUCCACGCUCUGCGAAAAGUACGACCGCGACGACAUCAUCGUCCGCUAUCUCCAGCAACAACAACAAAAAUCGUCGACGGAACCCUCUUCACACCUGUCCCAGCAGCAGCACAAGUCAGAACUUGACGCCUACGCUCCCGGUACUCUGGGCUCCCGCCUCGUAGAUGCCUAUUUCUACAUCCCUCCUCCCAGUACUCACGCAUUUACCUCAGCCUCCGCGUCGUGUCCGGAGCCAUUCCACCGCUUUCUCCCAACCACAAUAUCCGUGUACCUCCUGAAAUCCCUCUUGGCCCGGCACUUUGGCCUCCCGCCGCUCCGGUUCAGAUUGGUCUACGAGUCGCCUGAGUACGACCCCGCCGAGCCCAUCACCAGCACGAGAAAUCCAGCUGCGGGAACCACCGGCGACGGCGGGCAGAAUGCGUGGGAGGCGUGGGGGGAUUGGGAUGUGGACGAAGACGAGGACGAUGAUCAUGAUGAUCAUGGCAACGAGAGCAGCGCCAGCGCCAAGGCCAACGCCGGCAAUGGUGAUAGUGGCGGGCAAGAGCUAGAUCAAAGGAACUAUACAAGCCACAGGCCGUUCGAUGGAGAAGCCCAAUCUACUACCACCACGACAAUGGCGUCUUCCAACAUGCCCAUGUACAUCACGCACCAGGGCAACCGGUUCAAGAAGCGCGAGACCGAGAUCCUCGACGGGAUGCGGCCCUGGGGGGAUUUUCUGGACCUGGAUGAUAAUGGUCGCGAUGACCAUGGUCACGAUCACGGUCACGGUCAUGAUCUGCUGCGUCUGGGAGGAGCUGUAGCUGCCGCCGCCCACAGCAGGAGGAGAAGGGAGGUCAAGGUCCGUGUUGAACCUCAUGGUGCCGUAGGAUAG
Molecule: messenger RNA, 2310 nt
Organism: Fonsecaea multimorphosa CBS 102226
Lineage: Eukaryota; Fungi; Ascomycota; Eurotiomycetes; Chaetothyriales; Herpotrichiellaceae
Exons: 1
Coding region: 1-2310 (769 amino acids)
Molecular function (GO): protein binding
Source: RefSeq, a predicted model, not a curated record